Molecule: messenger RNA, 2124 nt
Organism: Plectropomus leopardus (leopard coralgrouper)
Lineage: Eukaryota; Metazoa; Chordata; Actinopteri; Perciformes; Serranidae
Product: alpha-1,3-mannosyl-glycoprotein 4-beta-N-acetylglucosaminyltransferase C
Biological process (GO): protein N-linked glycosylation
Molecular function (GO): acetylglucosaminyltransferase activity
Source: RefSeq, a predicted model, not a curated record
CUGGUGCGCGUGAACCCACGCCCCUGCCGCGUGCAGCGCGGUGGAAGAAGCAGCCGGAAUCAAAACUCAGAGGAUGCAGUCACUGUGGUCCCGUGUUAGCUGUUUUGUUAACUAUCGAGUCACUUUUUCUUCUCCCGUGAUGCCUUUGAUUUUCCGUUCCUUAUAAGUGCAACAUCAUUACCCGCUAACCGGAACGGCGAGCCGCCGCGCUGAGGCGGACCGGCUGACUGAGGAAAUGCGACGCCAUUCAAGGAAGAAGAAUGUUGUUUUGGCAGUGCUGCUUCUCAUUGGGGGAUUGUACUACAUUAGCCAUUCCUUCCUCAUUGCUGAUCCAACAAAGCCACAGGAAGUGAUUCCAGUUGAGUUAAGCUGGCAGGCAGAGAGGUUGGUAAAGAAGGAUUCCUGGGUGGAACAGGGAGACUACCUACCUCUCAAUGUGUCCUAUCAGCUGCUUGCUGGAGCCCCAUCUGCUCAGCAGAGGUAUUUAUCUAUUGGAAUAUCAUCAGUGAAGAGGAAGAAGGGCAGCUAUCUCAUCCCUACCUUGCAGUCUCUCUUCUCCCAGUCGUCUCCUGGGGAGCGCUCCUCCAUGGUGGUGGUGCUGCUGCUGGCAGAUUUUGACGUUGUCUGGAGAGUAGGCACAGUGCAGGAGAUCAAAACUACAUUUGCUGUGGAGCUGGAACAAGGCCAGCUGGUGGUCCUCCAUGUUCCACAGGAUGUGUAUCCUCCUAUUACAGGUCUAAAGAGGAACUAUAACGAUGCCCCAGAAAGGGUAUCGUUCCGCUCAAAGCAGAACCUGGAUUACUCCUUCCUGAUCCACUACAGUGCUGGUCUUGGCAGAUACUACCUCCAGCUGGAAGACGAUGUCUUCUCCGCAAAAAAUUUCCUCUCCACCAUAAAGAGGCGCGUUGAGGAGCAGGAGGUAAAGAAGACCACCUGGACAAUGCUGGAAUUCUCAGCUCUGGGCUACAUUGGGAAACUCUACAAAUCAGCCCACCUUCCUCUGCUGGCACGAUUCCUCUUCCUCUUCUACCAGGAAAUGCCCUGCGACUGGUUGAUGUCUCACUUCCGAGUGUUGCUAACUCAGAAAGAGACAAUCAUCUUCAAACCCUCGCUGUUCCAACACAUGGGGACUUUCUCCUCGUUCCAAGGGACAUACAACAAGCUGAAGGACAAGGACUUUGAGGAGGACUUCUACAGCAAUCCUUCGGCAGAGGUUUAUUCUGACAUGUCCGCCUAUAAGAAACACAUCCCCAAACUGGCAUGGGAUGCUGGAGAGGGCUUUUUCUGGGGACGCUCCCCGGAAAGUGGAAAUUACCUGACUGUGGUGUUCACAGACCCUGCAGUGCUGACAGGGAUAUUUGUGGAAACAGGAUCAGGGGGCAAAGACCUCCUGGAGUCAGCUCAGGUGGAGUUAGGCCAUGACGUGAUCAACACAGAGAAACAGGAGAAGAGCUGUAAAGAGUUCCAGUCACUGGGGACGUUAGAGAACGGGAAGUUUGAGAUGCAAGAGAUGGACAAAAUGUAUCCCACUGCCUCCUCCUGUCUGAGGAUAAAAGUCACAGUGGGGCAGAAGGAUUGGGUGAUCAUUAAGAAAAUCAGGGUCACAACAAAACUGAGUAAACCUCCGAACCAGUCCAAGGAGUGAAAUUUUUCUCUCCUGCCAGUUGAAUAAUUUGUUUGACCUGCUGUACUGUGUACACAGACUGAACACGUGACUUUUGUGCCUUCAGUUAUUCAGUGCUGAAUGAAAGAGUGUGAAGCUUCUGUUGAUAUGAAAAUGUUUGAUGAAGCUUUGUGAGAACUUGUUGGAUCUCUUCAACAAGAGGAGAUAUGCAAAGUUCACAUCAGCUACAGUAUAAGCAAGCAACUCCAGGGGCCAGAUAAAUGAACGAUGCGUAUACUUUUCCCAACGCAUAAACUGGUAUUCAUUUGGGGAGAAUGUGAAGUGAGAAUACCUCCUGCAAAACGGGGAUGCAUGAUAAUAUAGACACAUCAUUGGUAUUGGCUGAUAUUGGCUUUAAAAUGAAAUAUCAGGGUACAAGGUAGAUUAAUUAGUCGUUUUUUAUUUGUAGUUAAUUUUUAGUUUAAAAAAUGAAAUUUAAAUUUGUCCUUGAUCCUGCUACA